CACGUGCAUUGACUCACCUAAUUUUAAGGACGUAUUUCCAAAUUAUACGCGCAAAACGUAUACAUAUAAAGAAAUAUGUUGUCUGUAGUUCUUCUGUUUGUGUUGGUGUCUGGAGUGCAAGGAAUGAACAUUACGGAUUGUCCAGAUAACGGACAGUCUGCCAACGGCAACUGGAUUGUUGAUAACACGAAAGAAGUUCCAAGAUGUGUGCUAAAAUGCGACAAAGGAUAUGAGCCGGAUAAUUGUCAUGUGUUGCGGAGAAAAGAUCCUCAAACGUGGAACCAGCAGAUACCGCAUUGUGUCAACGAAACCUGGAUAACGUGGAAAUCUAUGGCUAAAGCAGGAAUAGCGGUCGCUGCAGGGGCUGGUGCUGUAGUGGCUGCUCCGGUUGUGCUGUCAGCAGCGGGAUUCACUUCCGCAGGGGUGGCUGCCGGCUCUAUCGCAGCCGGAUUUCAGGGAUCUGCAGUCGCAGCCGGUGGCUGGUUUGCCGCGUUUCAGAGCGCUGGAGCGGCCGGUCUCAGCGCUGGAACUCAGGCGUGCUUGUUCAGUGGAGUCACUACCAUCACAGGGGCGGUUUCGACAUUCUUCGGCGUGGAGUCUUGCGAAGCUGAGUGACAUAUUUUUGAAAAUCCAAAAUUCAGCGAUCAGAGUGAAACAGUGCACAUUAUUAUCUGUGUGUUCGAUUUGAUGUGAAAAAGGCAUGCAGACAUAAAAUAACACUUAUAUAUCUUUUUGUUCGCUCACACACAUUAAUCAGAGAAUAAGUGAUUCAUUAUAUGUUAUAUUUAUUAUGUUGUUGUUGAUGAUGUUUUACUUUCAGAACGAAAAUCUUUCAAGGAAUACCUUAACGAAUAUGUUCUAUAGUUGUGAUAGCUCCUUUA
Messenger RNA from Dreissena polymorpha, 881 nucleotides. RefSeq lists its product as uncharacterized. The transcript has 4 exons. Bases 76 to 615 code for a protein of 179 amino acids. Gene Ontology annotation, cellular component: mitochondrion; membrane. NCBI's taxonomy places the organism in Eukaryota, Metazoa, Mollusca, Bivalvia, Myida, Dreissenidae. The record is from RefSeq and is a predicted model, not a curated record. Gene Ontology annotation, biological process: apoptotic signaling pathway.